Rhincodon typus (whale shark) is the source of this 3681-nucleotide messenger RNA. It is a transcript of the gene dtwd2, whose product is annotated as DTW domain containing 2. The transcript has 6 exons. The record is from RefSeq and is a predicted model, not a curated record. NCBI's taxonomy places the organism in Eukaryota, Metazoa, Chordata, Chondrichthyes, Orectolobiformes, Rhincodontidae. Bases 223 to 1056 code for a protein of 277 amino acids.
UGGGGGGCAUAGCAAGAUGUGACUUGCUCCUUCAUCGCGGCAGGACGGGCUGAAUGGCCUCCCUCCUAGCCGUGUCCAUUGUGUACCGGGGAACAGUGUUGGUGCGCCCUCUGAUGGGGACGAUGGCACCGUGCGUCCGCUGCUCCCUCUGCCGGUGCUUUCUGCCCAGUCCCCUGCCUGGCCUGGGGACGCGCCCUUACUUCCACCUCGCUCGUGUGCAACAUGGAACCCGACAGGGUGGUAGGAGAGGCAGCUGUAGACUCGCAAGGUGGGAGGUCCGGUGUAACCUGCGCCGAGGAAGAACUAAACGUCUUGCAGGAACUGUCAGAGUUGCCGGUGGAGACGGCGAGAAAGAGGCCGACAUGCUCCCGCUGCAGCCGCCCUCAGAAGGUUUGUCUCUGCCCAUUCCUACCAGUUCAUCCGCUGAAUGUCUCCACCUGUCUGUAUAUAGUUCAGCAUCCAGCAGAGGGGAGUCGAGUACUGCGAACCGUGCCUCUGCUAGCUGCCUGUCUUCCAGCUGACAAAUGCAAGGUCUUUGUUGGUCGGCGUUUUAGUGAGGACAGGCAUCCUGAACUUGCAGCUGUUUGCCAGAGUCUUAGUACAUUAAUCCUAUAUCCUGGACCUGAGGCAAAGAACCUAGAAGAACUUGAACUUGACUCAUCACUGUCACCAUAUAAUAUUAUUAUUAUCGAUGGAACAUGGAGUCAGGCCAAGGGAAUGUUUUAUGGAAAUUCCCUUUUCCGCUUCCCGAAACAAGUUCAACUCCAGACUAGUUUAUUAAGCCAAUACAUAAUUCGGACUCAGCCAACAAAUACUUGUCUCUCCACUUUGGAGUGUGCAGCUUUUGCGCUGUCAAUAGCAGAAAAGAAUCAUUGCAUUCAUGAGGUUAUUCUACGUCCUCUUCAAGCUUUGUGUUCCUUCCAGCUUCAGCAUGGAGCUCAGAUCCAUCACAGCAAAGAACAUCUGAUCAAGAAUGGAUUGUAUGCAAAAUCAAUGCCAAAGAAUAAACGUAAACUUAAUAGAAUGGAACGUUUAGUGAACAAUGUCAAAGUGUAGGGGCCAAGAAUAAUUUCAAGGAGGCUAUUUUUGUGAACAGAAAUUUUCUUGUGAAAUUUUCUAUGAAUCUUUCAUCUUCUAUCAUUGAAUUUUCUAUCAUUUGGACUACUGUCAAUUAUCUGACAUCUGAUUUCAUGCUGUUUCCUGUUAUUGUUUCAAUCUUACCACACACUUUGUGGGCAAGUUUCCUCGGUGCUUCCAUUGCUACACUGCUGUAAUUUAGGCAGAAAUUUGGCAGGAAUCUUGAUUACAUGCAUGAAUGAGGUUCUUCCUAAAAUUGAAUUGACAGUAUGGCAGCAUAAUGACAGAGGUGCUGAGGAAAGUCACCCUUUUAAUAGUUUAGAGGGUUAAAGUUAUUUCUUCUUUAUUCUGAGAUCUAGUGUAAAAUUCUACAGUUCAGUAAUGCAGUAAUGAAAGAUAUAUUUAAACAACAUAUUUGUGUUGGUCUCACUUGGGAGUUUCUCUCUCUUUUGGACAAAAGUUAGAACUUUUACCCAGGUUUAUCUCAGCCAAGAUUAACUGGUUUGCUGGAGCUUCUUUACCUGGACUUCUUCAGCCAGGAGGAUUUUAAGUUGAGUAGCUAGUUCAGUCACUUUAAUUGUCACUCAACAAAUGGCAAUACUGUACAGUUAUGUGUGAUCCCAACAUUUGCAUCUUGCAUGGAAAUUGCUGAGUUUACAGAGUAGCCCAGAGAUAAAUUGCCAGAGCAAGUUGUCUGGACCUGAACAGACUUGGAGCCCAGAGUGCACUUUUAGCUCCUGCUUGUGCCUUAACUUUCUUCUACAUCAAACCUGAUUCCUGGUAAUUGGGGUUGGCAAUGUUGGAUGGAGAGUCAUUUCUAGUCAGGGUAUUUCCCUAUCCAGUGUCUUGUUUACACUUAUCACUCUGUUUUCUGGGAUAAAACUGGUAGAUUGCCACUUAAAUUGAAGAGGUUGGUCUAUCGGGGGGUUGCUGGGGAAGGUCAUGCCUAGUGCUUGGUUCUCAGCUGGACUUCAAUUUUCAUGUGACUGACCCUCUUCUGAAGGGAGCUGUUAAGAAACUGAACGAACUGUGGAUGCUGUAAAUCAGGAACAAAAACAGAAGUUGCUGGUAAAGCUCAGUAGGUCUGGCAGCAUCUGUGAAGAAAAAAUCAGAGUUAACAUUUCAGGCCCAGUGACCCUUCCUCAGAACCCUCAGUUAACUUCGAUUUUUUCUUCAUGGGUGCUGCCAGACUUGCAGAACUUUUCCAGCAAUUUCUGCUUUUGUUAAGAAACUGACUGUGCUAUUGACAAUAAAACUUUCUCUAGCUGCUGUGCAGGGCUAUAUUUCAAACCCUUCUCCUCAGCACCCUUUUCUGACAGAUGCUGUCUCCAUGCCCAGGCAUUGUCACAGAUACCUUGGCAGGAUCCAGUGUGGGGGUUAUAUAUCCUCUACCUGCCACUUAUGCCAGUUCAUUAGUACCAUGCAUUUUCAGAGUCCUGUAUUGUAAUGAAGGUGUUGUUGUAUCAUUUACAUUUCAAUUUUGCAGGAAGAAAAUCCUAGUGCAUUACUGUGUUGCUCAGUUCACAUAUAAAGUUGUUAGUUCAGUAUUUGUCAAUGGGAAUAGAAGGGAAGAGCAAUCAAAAGUAAACGUAAAGAUUGUGCAUUUAAAUUAGUAUAUCUGAUAGAGUUUUCUUACUAAACCCUGCAAAUACCAGGGUGUCUUCUGGAAUAGCAUGUUGGAGUGAAACUGUGGUGCUUCAGUGGUUAGAAUGAAGUAAAGAGGAAAAUUGAAGAUAAGCUUCAUAUAUUUAUUUGUUUGCAUUGGGGGAAGUUUUUUUUUAGCCAAUCUGCAGUUGUUGGGGGAUCCAUUGGUCUACAACUAACACCAGUUGGAGGACAUGAAUCAGCUGCCUACAGUACUUACUGGGCCUUCAAUCAUGUAAGCUUCAAAGCUUAGAUUUUGGAAUUGGAAAGAUAAAGAUCUGAUUAAAGAAUCUGCUCACUUUUACCACUGCCUCUACUACAUUGCUUUGCAUUUUAUUGCGUUAAACUCAUCCUCUGCUGGAAUAAAGAAUCCAUUUUAAUAUUGUAUUCAAGCCUCUGCAACUGGUAAAUAGUAUACGAUGAAAAUGGAUGUUAAUUAUAUCUUCAACGUUCGUAAGCAAAGCAUUAAAAGUGAUUUUACUAAGAAUGAAACAACUGCUGGGCUGGGUUUCCAGCUACAAUUUCCUGUACUGUCAAUUGCUGAUAUCAAGCCUGCUAUAAGGCACUUCAAGUGAUUCUGAAUGGGAAGAAAACUAAAUGUUCAGUUGCCCAGGUCACUUUUUGUUAGUAAAAGUGCCAGAGCUGCCAUUGGUAGCAACCUGAGAACAAACAUGAAGCCCGUGUUGCUAACCAAUGGAAGUACAGUGUGUGGACAUUUCAAGAAAAAUAUGGGAAAUAAAUGACAAAUUCAUGGUAGCUGUGAAUUUAUUUAAUCAUAUCUGUGUUGAAAACUUUCUUAUUUGCCUUGUUUGAGCAGAUUUUUAAAAAUAUUUGUGUUCUGUGAUGGACUGAUGAUUUAUAUUUUUAAAAAAAUGAAAGCAUCAGUUGCAGAAUUCCUUGCUAUCAACGUGACAUUCAAUAAUGAAAGUGGAAGAUGUACCGUUUAAUUUUUUUUAUCUA